Oryzias melastigma (Indian medaka) is the source of this 2122-nucleotide messenger RNA. It is a transcript of the gene tmem101, whose product is annotated as transmembrane protein 101. Gene Ontology annotation, biological process: positive regulation of canonical NF-kappaB signal transduction. Bases 75 to 842 code for a protein of 255 amino acids. The record is from RefSeq and is a predicted model, not a curated record. The transcript has 4 exons. NCBI's taxonomy places the organism in Eukaryota, Metazoa, Chordata, Actinopteri, Beloniformes, Adrianichthyidae.
AAAAAUGCUGGCCGGAUCCGGAAGUCGAGAGCAUCCAGCGUCUGUUGGCGGCGGUGUCGCUCAGAGCUGCUACCAUGGCAGGCCCCAGUAGGAAGCAGAUGUUGCGGUUCCUUUGCCAGCUCGGGGCGUUCAUUCUGACCCGGUUCGGGUUUUGGAACUGCUUUAGCAUGCUAAUGCUGUUUGCUGAAAGAGCGGACUCAAAAAGAAAGCCAGACAUUCAUGUACCCUACCUGUACGUGGACAUGGGGGUGGCGGUUCUCUGUGCUAGCUUCAUGUCAUUUGGUGUGAAGAGGAGGUGGUUUGCUUUAGCGUCUGCCCUGCAGCUGACCGUGAGCACCUACGCAUCCUACGUUGGAGAACAGGUGUAUUAUGGGGAGUGGCUUAAGGUACGAAUGUACUCCAGAGCUCUGGCCAUCAUUGGAGGCUUUUUGAUUCUGGGCAGCGGGGCGGGGGAGAUCUACAGACAGAAACCACGCAGCAGAUCCUUGCAGUCCACUGGACAGGUUUUCCUUGGAAUCUAUCUCAUCUGCAUGGUGUACUCCCUGCAGCACAGCAAAGAGGACAGGCAGGCCUAUCUGAACCACAUCGUUGGAGGAGAGGUCACUCUGAUGCUGCUGGAGGUUCUGUUCGGCGUUCUCGCCUUGGCGUUCCUCUCAGGCUGGUACAUCCGCCUGGCCGCUCAGAUCCUCGCCACCGUCCUUCCGUUAGUCAUCCUCUUCAUCGACGGGAACAUCAGCUACUGGCACCACAACAGCAAAGUGGAGUUCUGGAACCAGAUGAAGCUGAUCGGUCACAAUGUUGGCAUUUUGGGGGCUUUGCUGAUCCUGGCUACUGAUGGUUAACGCUUCAGACUUUCACAGACUUUUAGAGAUUUGUUGACAUUAUUGUGGCCUUUUUUUGUCACAUGCUGAACUUGUACUCGACGCUGCAGUCGCUUGGUGACGCCUCAGGAUUCUCCGAGUGGAGACAGUCGGACAUGACCUGCUGGGAUUGUUUUUAUCCUUCUGGUAAUGUUGCUUUGCAAGGGAACACUCACGUUUGUUUGUUUGUUUGUUUGUUUAUUAGCCAUUUCUUUGGAUUCAGGUUUACAUUUUUUAUGUGACAGAACACUGACCGUUUGCAAAAGAAGAACGCAGGAAAUUUCACUCCAGAAAAAGUCUUAAAUACUAUUUUGGCAGCGCGGUUUUAACAUUUUUACAAAUAAAGGGAAACUUUGUUGCUUUGCUUUUGGUAAUAAAGGUUUUAUAUGUUGCUUUUAAGUGUGUAAUCGAUGUGGGUUUACAAAUAAUUAUCUCAAAAAGGUUUUUUUUAUUGUGUUUGUGUGAAAUAUUGAAUAUAAGUUGCACAUCAUUGUUGGAAAAUUAGUGUUUAGUUAUUUAAAAAAUAAAUAAAGCUAUAAAAGAAUUAAUGAAAUUCAUUUAUUUGGUGGGAAAAUUUGGUGUUUAUAUCAGUAAAUUCUUGUUUUCAUUUGAGAAAUCUGAUUUUUUUCCAGAUUAAACACCAAACUCACGCUUUUUUAUUUUGAAAUGAUUAAUUUUAUGAAAAAACUGUGGGAAAUAUUUUUUUUAAAUUGUUUAAAUCUUUUUUUCCUCAAGUCAUUUCCUCUUUGGACUAAAGGUUCUAGAAUCAUGUUCUUAUUCUAUAGGUUAUUAGUUUGAUUCCACUUUUGUAUCCAUUAAUGUAAUUUUUUACAGGGGUUUUGCCUAAAUGCCUUCGGUGAAAGUGCACAACUGUUGUGAUUUAUUACAUUUUUAAUUGUUAAUGUGCUGCUGGAACUAUAAGAAAAGCCACAUAGUUAGAUUUGAUAUGGGGGUUUAUUCUUGCAUUUCUUAAUUUACAAGUAAAAUUAGUUGCAAAAAUUAGGAAAAUAUUUUGAAUUCUCAUAGUACUUGAAUAAAAAGCCCAUUUUACAUUACAUAGCUAUAAAUAAUUUCCAUAUAAAUACUGAAUAUAUUAAGACACUAGGAAUGUGGAUAGGCGUUAUCACAACGGUAUUUUUAUUACACUCAUGGGGACUGUUACGUGUACAUCUGCUGUCAUCUUUAUAAAAGUGACGCUGUGAGAAUAAAUGACUUUCAUGGAAUGAAAAGUUAAUCAUCAAUAAAGACCUGCUUCAAAUCAA